Messenger RNA from Neolamprologus brichardi, 591 nucleotides. The record is from RefSeq and is a predicted model, not a curated record. NCBI's taxonomy places the organism in Eukaryota, Metazoa, Chordata, Actinopteri, Cichliformes, Cichlidae.
GUAUGGGAUUUUCCAGAUAAUCACAGCACGCCGGAAACAGCACCUUCAACAAAUAGCACAUACACAAGUGUUUAUGCACCGAUUGUAAUUGAUAGUGACUCAGACAAAGAAGUUCUCAUCGAAAAGGAUGAGCGUGAAACACAAAGUACAAAUGGCCUGACUGCUGCAGAAGUACUUGAAGAGCUGGCGUCUAAGACAAUAAAAACAUCUGUCAGCAGAUUUAAUAUAAACAGGGCAAAUGUUUGGGAUGGAGCAGCUCGGGGCUUUAGACGUGUGUCUUACAACCCAACUGAUGAUAUACUUGUGAAGUUCAGCGAUGAUGCAGGACAGCGUGAAGAUGGAAUGGAUAAUGGUGGUCCUAAAUGUGAAUUUUUGACAUUAUUAAUGAAAUGCCUUAGAUCACGACGAAUCUUUGAUGGACCUGAGGACAGCAAAUUUCUUACAUUUGACAGCGCUGGUCCAGGGCCUGCCUUCCUGUCCAAGACACUCUACCAGCAUCUGAUUGGGACAACAAAGUCUGAUGUGGUGGAGGUCACAAUUGAAGAUGUAACUGAUGAAGCUACAAAAGCUUUUCUGUUGGAAGUAUGUUGA